Molecule: messenger RNA, 321 nt
Organism: Penicillium roqueforti
Lineage: Eukaryota; Fungi; Ascomycota; Eurotiomycetes; Eurotiales; Aspergillaceae
Product: dolichol phosphate-mannose biosynthesis regulatory protein
Exons: 5
Coding region: 1-321 (106 amino acids)
Biological process (GO): GPI anchor biosynthetic process
Cellular component (GO): dolichol-phosphate-mannose synthase complex; endoplasmic reticulum membrane
Molecular function (GO): enzyme regulator activity
Source: RefSeq, a predicted model, not a curated record
AUGCUGGGCCAACUCGUGGGAUCCGUCAUGCUUCUGGUCGCGACUGCGAUCUUUCUCUACUACACCGCGUGGACCCUGUUGAUGCCCUUCGUCGACCCCGGCCACCCGCUCCACGACAUCUUCCCGCCUCGUGUUUGGGCCAUCCGCAUCCCCGUCAUCCUAACACUCUUGGCUUCUGCUGUGGGUGAUCUCCGCUCUAGAUACGCUGUUAGUGGUGUCUACGUUCACCACAACUCCCUUAUUUUUAAGGAUACUGUCAAAACAGUUAUCCUCCUCUUUAGUCAUACCUCCCAAGCUCCCGGUUCCCAGUUAGGAUCUUGA